Molecule: messenger RNA, 1797 nt
Organism: Strongylocentrotus purpuratus (purple sea urchin)
Lineage: Eukaryota; Metazoa; Echinodermata; Echinoidea; Camarodonta; Strongylocentrotidae
Exons: 1
Coding region: 1-1797 (598 amino acids)
Biological process (GO): positive regulation of DNA-templated transcription
Cellular component (GO): nucleoplasm; chromatin
Molecular function (GO): zinc ion binding; ubiquitin-protein transferase activity
Source: RefSeq, a predicted model, not a curated record
AUGACCCUGAUAGAACGCUUAGAGAAAGAGAAGCCAAAGCCACAGCAGAAGACGAAGCGAGUGAUUAACAAACUUUGUGAGGUUUGCGGGAACUUUGAUUCAGAGUCGGCAUCGUCCUUCUUCAACUGCACCGAGUGCACGCUAGCUUUGUGCAUGGCAUGUAGUAAGAAGCAUAAGCACCACUGCAUUGCAGACAUAUCAAGCAGAACCCACGUCGCCGAGAUGGAUCUGGAGAAUAAUGAUGAUCCAGAUGGGACGAUCUUUUGUGAGAAACAUAGAAGGGAGAAAAAACAGUUCUUCUGUACGUUUUGUCUCAUUCCGGUCUGUCAGGUGUGUUCUAUCAAUGACCAUCGUCUUCAGGAUAACCAUAAAUGUGUCAAGGUUGAAGAUAUGGUCCCGAUGUUGCGCGAGGAAAUACAAUCACGAAUGUCAAGACUGGCUCAAGUGGGCGAACAGUGUGCAGCCACUAUUCCCAUGAUUGAGAAAGCCGAAAACCUGGCCAAGAAACAGAAAGAUGUCCUUGAUAAGCAGAUUGAAGACGAUUUUGAUGAAUACACCCAUUGUGUGAAGGUUAAAAAUGAAAAAUUCUUCGAAUUACGGAAUCAAACACUUAGUCAAUGGCAGAAGAUAAUAGAAGAUCGGACCAAAAUCAUAAAGACAAUUCAGUUGAAGGCGGACGAGACACUAGACAAGAGUGAGAACUACAUUCUAAUUGUUACCUCAUACCAAAAUCUUCUGAUAUCCCUUGACAGCCUUCUCUCGAAAGCGCCAGAGAAAUACAUCCGCAAAACGAUCAAGAAAGUCAUGGAGGAAAGACAGCUUCAUUUCACAUUGACGGACAACGAGUCUCCAAUUGAAGCUAAUGUGUUCAUUAACCGUGGGGUUUGUGAUAGAAAGAGCAUCGACAUAGGCCUGGGAGGCGGAGGAUACCUGGAGGCUGUGACAUUUACUCGUGAUGGGAGAGUAGCUAUUUUAGCGUCACUCGAAGGACCCUGCACGUCUGCAACCAAAAUUGAGUUCCAUAGGCACUUAGGUAAGCGAUAUACUGAAUACCGAAAUAAGCUGUAUGAACAUCAUAGGUAUUUAGCCAUCCUACAAACUACAGCUUCCUCAAAAAUGGCUACUCAAUUUGGCAUAGAGACAAGAAUUGAGGACUCCACUACGUCUUCAUCGGCUUUUGCAUCGCUCUCAGACCUAAGGUUCGUGUUGGAUAAGGAUGAAGACCUUCCUGACAUACAAGCCCAUGGUGAUGUAUACCAUGUCAGGGAAUUACCUGGACGCAUAUCGUACAUGGCUACGGACCUUAAAGAUAACAUUUACUGCAGCGUUCCAAGCUACAAAAUGAUAUAUGUCGUACGUAGCGAUGGACCCCAGACCAAAUCGAUUCCCAUAGGCAACCUUGCGCCACAGCGCAUUGCAGUUUCUCCACGGAGUCCGAACCAGAUCAUAUUCACCCACGAUUCAACGAAGAUCUCAGUCGUUGACUGGAGUGGAAAGCUUCUCAAGACCAUCACCCGUCCUGAAUGGAAAGAAGUUGCCAUCGGAUGCGACAACAACAAUAUACUCUAUGUCCUCUGGAAGAACGAAGCAAAGUUGAUAACUUUGCAAAGGUUCUAUUUGAAUGGAGACCUGUUGGAUACACUCUUUAAAAGAGAAACGCGCAGUUGUAACCAACUUCUCCUAGCGGUAUCACCAAGUGGAACUGCAGCUGUUGUUAUCGGCGAGGGCAGUUACCGCAAGGUGACGCUGAUUUCGACUAUGCGUGAAUUCACUGGCGAAGAAACUUCCUUGCCUUGA